CGACGACGAGAACGACGACGUCGUCGUCGUCGCCGCCGCCGCGGCCGCCGAUCGCACGGACUGCACGGACCGCACGGUCGCCCUCGCGACUACCAACUCGAUCGUGGGCCCCAUCCGUCGUCGUCCGUCCCCAUCCGUGUCCCGAUCAUCCUACCUCUCACUCAAUUCCGCCACCGCCACCGCCGUAUACGCGACCCGAGAACCUGACGGGCCCGGACCCGGAUCGUUAGACAUCGAAGGAAAAAACGGCGAACCGCGAUCCGUAUCCUUCCCGUGGUGUGUCAUGGGGUGUUUCGGCAGCCAGAAUAAGGACAGCCAGGAUGAAAGCAAAAAUCAGAAGAGACGAUCCGAUGCCAUCACCAGGCAGCUGCAGAAGGACAAGCAGGUCUACCGUGCCACCCACAGGCUACUCCUGCUCGGAGCAGGAGAGUCUGGCAAAAGCACGAUCGUCAAACAGAUGAGGAUACUGCACGUCAAUGGUUUCAGUGAGGCGGAAAAGCGGCAGAAAAUUGAAGAUAUUAAGAAGAAUAUUAGGGACGCCAUUUUGACGAUAACCAGUGCGAUGAGUACGUUAACGCCGCCCGUUACACUAGGAGACACAUCAAAUCAGAGCAGAAUGGACUAUGUCCUGGAAGUCUCGUCUUCCCCAGACUUCGAUUAUCCUCCGGAAUUCUACGAUAUCGUCGAAACACUUUGGAAAGAUCGGGGCGUUCAGCAAAGCUUCGAGAGGAGUAACGAGUAUCAACUUAUCGAUUGCGCCAAAUAUUUUCUAGAUAAGGUAGCCAUCGUAAAACAGCCAGAUUACACGCCCACGGAGCAGGACAUCCUGAGGUGUCGAGUCCUCACGUCUGGCAUUUUUGAGACGCGGUUUCAGGUCGACAAAGUAAACUUUCAUAUGUUCGACGUCGGCGGCCAGCGUGACGAAAGAAGAAAAUGGAUACAGUGUUUCAACGAUGUCACAGCGAUUAUAUUCGUCACGGCGUGUAGUAGUUACAAUAUGGUACUCAGGGAAGAUCCUACAAAAUUGAGACUCAGGGAGAGUCUCGAUCUCUUUAAAAGUAUCUGGAAUAAUCGAUGGCUCCGCACGAUCUCGGUAAUCCUGUUCCUAAACAAACAAGAUCUAUUAGCGGAAAAGGUGAAAGCAGGCAAGCACAAAUUGGAGGAUUACUUUCCAGAAUUCGCGCGCUACCAAACACCAGUCGAGCCCGGGAUGGCUGCGGAUCCUUCGGAAAUACCUGACGUCAUAAGGGCCAAGUACUUUAUAAGAGACGAGUUCCUCCGCAUAAGUACGGCGAGCGGCGAUGGCAAACAUUAUUGUUAUCCACACUUUACGUGCGCCGUCGACACGGAGAACAUCAAGAGAGUGUUCAAUGAUUGCCGAGACAUUAUCCAGCGAAUGCAUCUGCGCCAAUACGAGCUCUUGUGACUUCGUUUCUGCCGACGUCUUCUGUCAUUAUUAUUCGUUAAUCUGACGGUCACGCUCGUGCUGCAUCUUGAGUCGCUGCGAACUGUGAAUGAGCGAGAGCGAGCUGUGCCAUCAACUAUGGCCUCGCGAGGAGGACUCGUUCGAGUUCCAUAUACUUGGAUAUAUUCAGGUAACGCGUAGGGCUUCCUCGCCAGUCCAAAAUGGAAAAAUCGAAAAACAGAAAAACGGAAAAACCGAAAAAUCGAAAAACGUAUAUAGUCCGAAGGACUAUAGACUAUAGUACCGCGCGAUAUAAUUGAUCGAGUGCGCGCCAGUGGAUCUUGAGGGUGACUCUUCUCCUCGUCAACGAGAGUCGGUAUACAGCGAUACACAUUAUACACCGCUCUGCGAGCAACUCUUCGCUGCGUGAGAUCUGUUUGAAGCGAGUUCCUUCUCCCUCGCGCGGAGUAAAUUUCGCGCCAAGCACUGCAAGCGAGCGUGCGAACAAGGCAGGACGCGAGAUGUCCGCGCGUCGACACGUCGGCCCCGCAUCGUAUCAGUCGUCACGUCAGUCGUCAGUUGGAUUGAGUUGGACGAAAACGAACGAGCGACCCCUCCAAGAGAGAAGCAGGCGUAUUUAAUCUCGCCAUCACUCGUCGACUCUCUUUUCUUUUUAAUUCGAAAGAAAGAGUGUGCUGAACACUCGUUGUCGUUCAUCCGGAUGAUAGCGGCGGAUCUGAACGAUCCGGAAACUCUCGCGCGCCGUUCGAUCUGUGCGUACUGUGCGUAUUACCUCGUUAAUUUUAUUCCUCUCGCAUGUGAUUCCGCUUCGUGGAACGCGCGAAUCCUGUCAUAAGCGUGGGCCAACGUCGUUGUCGGAUGUGAUUCGAGAGACGAUCCUCCUCGUUCAACACACUCUUGACGUGAAUUAUCAUUCGGAUCGGAUUAGAGUUAAGAACGUUUCCUAAGACUUAGGCAAACCUCUCUGGUAAAAAGGAAAAAGAGAAAAAAAAGAAAAAGGAAUUUUUGUCUUAUCGUUUUUUGAUUCUCCUCAAUCCUUAUACUCGUUUCCGAAUCUCCGCUAUACUUUUCCUCGCUCCCCUCCGUACAUUUCGCAUAGAAUCUCCACGUCUCUUUCGUUUUCUUUCAUUGAGCUUUCGACAUUUCCGAAUCUCGAUUCUUUUUAUUGUUACAUUGACCCGAUCUAUAGAAGUCUCAGCCGCGCCCUUUUUACGAGAAGAGUAUUUUGUGAGAUUUUACAGUAUUUCGAAGAGCGUUUUAAUUAUAUAACUAUGUAUCGAGUAUAUGUACAGGGUGACCGUCCACGGAUUCUCACGAUCGGUUUUAAUGUUUCUUACGAUCGAGAUCUCUCACGGAUAUGGAUGUCUCCUUUUUUCAGUGUGUGACAUAUAUAUGUCUAUGUAUACACACACACACACACACACACACACACAUGCGCGCGUGUGUGUGUGUG
This is a messenger RNA of Atta colombica, 2879 nucleotides long. RefSeq names its product guanine nucleotide-binding protein G(s) subunit alpha (gene Galphas). The transcript is spliced from 10 exons. The record is from RefSeq and is a predicted model, not a curated record. Bases 284 to 1426 code for a protein of 380 amino acids. NCBI's taxonomy places the organism in Eukaryota, Metazoa, Arthropoda, Insecta, Hymenoptera, Formicidae. Gene Ontology annotation, cellular component: heterotrimeric G-protein complex. Gene Ontology annotation, molecular function: GTPase activity; GTP binding; G protein-coupled receptor binding. Gene Ontology annotation, biological process: sensory perception of chemical stimulus; adenylate cyclase-activating dopamine receptor signaling pathway.